Molecule: messenger RNA, 1213 nt
Organism: Drosophila grimshawi
Lineage: Eukaryota; Metazoa; Arthropoda; Insecta; Diptera; Drosophilidae
Product: coiled-coil domain-containing protein 130 homolog
Exons: 1
Coding region: 67-1173 (368 amino acids)
Biological process (GO): mRNA splicing, via spliceosome
Cellular component (GO): U2-type spliceosomal complex; post-mRNA release spliceosomal complex
Source: RefSeq, a predicted model, not a curated record
CAGUGUGGAGCAGCAAUUCGUAUACGUUUCAAUAGCAAUUUAAAGAGUUGGUGUAUUUUCAUUAAAAUGGGCGAACGCAAGGGUCAAAACAAAUACUAUCCGCCCGACUAUGAUCCAAAGAAGGGCGGUCUCAACAAAUUUCGCGGCACCCAUGCGCUGCGCGAGCGUGCUCGGAAGAUUCAUCUGGGCAUCAUCAUCAUCCGCUUUGAGAUGCCCUACAAUAUCUGGUGUGAUGGCUGUAAGAAUCACAUUGGCAUGGGUGUCCGCUACAAUGCCGAGAAGACUAAGGUGGGCAUGUACUACACAACGCCCAUUUACAAGUUUCGCAUGAAGUGCCACUUGUGUGAAAAUCACUUUGAGAUUCAAACAGAUCCUGGGAAUCUGGACUAUGUGAUAUUAUCGGGCGCCCGACGUCAGGAAAAUCGCUGGGAUCCGCUGCAGAACGAGCAGGUAGUGCCCGAAACCAAAGAGGUUCAAAAGAGACUCUUCGACGAUGCCAUGUACAAGCUGGAGCAUCAGGCCAAAGAUGUUCAGACAGCGUCCGAUGCCAAGCCGAUCCUCCAAAAACUUGUAGAUCGCAAUCAGAGUGUUUGGAAUGAUAGCUAUGUGGCAAACUAUCGACUACGUGCCACAUUUCGCCAGCAAAAGCAGGAGAUCAAGGGUCAACAGGAUCUGGAUCGCCAGCUACUGGCCAAGAGUAGUCUGGACAUAGCGUUGCUCCCGGAGACAGCUCAGGACAGAGAAAUGGCGGCCCUGAUGAAGCUGCAAACGAAAAGCGCCAUCGAACGCGAAUCGGAGCAGCGGCUAGAACUUCUCAUGCGACCUGCGCUUCCGGGCGCCACAUCCACCACCUUUGGUGGCCUGAAGCGACAAAAGGCUCUAAACACGCAGCUCCAGUUGCAGGAAUUGGGCAUAAAGCGUAAGCAGGCUAACGCUGCUGGAGGAGCUAAAAUGAAAUCAACUGAACGAGCAGAUAUAGAAACCGCUGCAGAAACAGGGAUAGUAGCAGUUAUGGAAGCAGAGACAGAAUCAGCAAUGUCAUCGAAAUCAGGACACACAUCCGCAGCUGGAUCCGCCGAGAAGUCAGCGGUAACAGCUCAAAAGUUAUGCAGUCUGGUGGGUGACUAUCAAAGCACCAGCUCCGAAGACAGCAGCCCCGAUUCCAAUGAUUGAAGCCGACACAAUCAAUCACAAUAAAAGUAUUAUAUUUUAA